This is a messenger RNA of Phoenix dactylifera (date palm), 1873 nucleotides long. Its product is annotated as zinc finger (CCCH-type) family protein / D111/G-patch domain-containing protein. Gene Ontology annotation, molecular function: nucleic acid binding; metal ion binding. The record is from RefSeq and is a predicted model, not a curated record. Lineage: Eukaryota; Viridiplantae; Streptophyta; Magnoliopsida; Arecales; Arecaceae.
AAAGCUGAGGGGCGCGAUCGAGCCAUCCGGCCUAUCCCGUACCGCUCCGUCUGCCAACCCGAUCCGCCCUUGUUCCAGGUCUCGAGCUCCCGCUUACUGCGGAUCCAUCCAUGGCGGGAGAAGACGGCAGUGAGGAGGCUGCAAUAGAGCGGCAGCUGGAGCGGCAGCUGGAGGAGCAGAAGGAGUCGCUGGCCGUGGUGAAGGAAGCCCUUGCCUCCGACCCCUCCAAUCACGAGCUUCACACGGUCCAUGAAGAGCUUCUCCUGGCGAUCAGGGAUGCAGAGGAAGGUCUUCUUCACCUAAAACGUACACGGUUACUGAAGGAAGCUGAUGCAAUCUUUUCAAGCCAAGGACCAGAAUCUAUUGUUCAGGAUGUCAAACUGGAACCUUUGGAUCCGAGACAGAUUGAACCGGAGCCAUUAGAAUCAGAAACAUACUCCAUUGGAUCAAAGUGUAGAUUCCGUCAUACAGAUGGGCGCUGGUAUAAUGGUCACAUAGUAGGAUUUGAAGGUGCUAAUUCUGCAAGGAUCUCGUUCCUUACCCCUACAACUGAGAGCAUGCAGAUGUGCAAGUUCUUUCUACAGCAAAGAUGUCGAUUUGGUAGUAACUGCCGCUUAUCACAUGGAAUGGUUCUUCCUACUUCAUCAUUGAAGCAGUAUGUUCCCACCAUAUGGCAACAAUCUUUGGCAGGCUCCAGCAUCUGGGCAGUUUCUGGAGGUCAUCCUGGCAUCUGGAGGAAAGCAGAGCUCGAGUCAUGGGAUGAUGAGCUUGCACUGGCUCAGGUUGUUUUCCAAGAUGACGGGGGCUCGGCUAAACUCAGGACUGAUGCGCUCUCUAUAUCUGAAUAUGCUGAAAUGAGUGAUGAUGAAGAUGAGGAUUCGAGCUUGGGAACAUCUGAAUCCAGUGAAGAAGAGGAAGAUGGAGGGAAUGAAACAGGCCAUCAAGGUCUGGGAUUCUUGGAUGCCGCAACAACAGCAAGGGGUAUUCAGACAGAUACAGCAUUGUUUGCAAAGUGGGAACAUCACACACGGGGCAUCGCUUCCAAGAUGAUGGCCAGCAUGGGUUAUCGUGAAGGGAUGGGAUUAGGUGUCUCAGGUCAAGGCAUGCUCGAUCCAAUUACAGUAAAAGUUCUCCCACCUCAGCAAUCUCUCGAUCAUGCAGUUGCCUCUAAUGAGACUGAAGAAAAUAGAGCAGGCCAAGACAAGAAACGCAGCAGGGGUGGCAAAAGAAAGCGUGACAAGAAGUAUGCAGAAGCACACCGGGCUGCUAAAGCUGAAGAGCAGGGAUCAGAUAUUUUCAGCUUUAUCAAUACCCAGCUUGCCGGGCAAGAUGUUGCAAAUGGUUCCAGGAGCAGACUUAAAAAGGGGACAGCUGAGGCUCUGAUAAUCACCAAGAAAGAGGACAGACGAUCCUUGGUCGCAUAUGAUGAUGAAGUAAAAGAGCUAAGAAACCAGGUUGAGAAGCUGGAAGAGAUGGUGAACCGCAAUCGCAAGGAUAAGGCUGUAUAUGAAGCAGCUUCGAGGAAGUUGAAUGAAACCCGCAAGGCUUUGGCAGAUGCUGAGGCUGCUCAUGCUUCGGCCUCAAGCGCGGUCGUCAACAAGGAGAAAGAGAAAAGGUGGCUUAAAUUCUGAUGUUUCGCAACCUGCCCUACGGUGAAGCGCGUGCCUGUCAAACCUUAGGGGUUUAUUGAAUCAAGCUGGCAUUCUUGGUCUCUUGGAGAAUGGUUGUUGACUCAAAGCAGUCUCUGCCUAUAAUCUUGCCUCAGUGGAGCUAUUUUCAGGCAUUUUUGGGUGGUCGUGUAUGUGGAAACUGCUAUAAAGUUAUGGCCUGAUCUUAUCGAUGAUGUUUAUUUGUCAGAUAUAUAUUCGUUUUC